Molecule: messenger RNA, 4551 nt
Organism: Xyrauchen texanus (razorback sucker)
Lineage: Eukaryota; Metazoa; Chordata; Actinopteri; Cypriniformes; Catostomidae
Gene: zdhhc5b
Product: zinc finger DHHC-type palmitoyltransferase 5b
Exons: 12
Coding region: 1724-3718 (664 amino acids)
Biological process (GO): protein palmitoylation
Molecular function (GO): palmitoyltransferase activity
Source: RefSeq, a predicted model, not a curated record
GUGGCUUUUUCCAUUGAGAUCCAAUACGAUAUCUUUUACAAGGCUUUUGUUGAAAUGACUAUCGACGUGGUCUGUGGGUCAGUGACAAUAUAACAACACAUUUUCCAGUUCAUUAUUGAUUAUGAGUGUUGGUCGUCAUAUAAGGUGAUGUUCAGAUAUCAUCAUUCAUCUAUAUAAGUGUGCAGUUGAAUCACUCAUUAGGAUGUACUGUGAAUGAAACCGUGUUGGACAGCAGGAGACCCAGGAAGAAAAGAAGAUUAUGUCUUGUGUAAUGAGGCUUGUGUACCAGUGACUCGAGGUCAGUGGUUUUGGUCAGUGUUACAGCAAACACAGGUCAGUAGGGGGAUGGGUUUUAGAAAUUGUAUACAGAAAAGAAUACAAGAGAGCUUACUGUACUUAAGGUCACACCCUUUCCUUUUGAGUUAGAUGUUGUGACAUAGGGCAGCAAGAGAAUGAUCAGGUUUCAACACGAAGUGUACACAGAAGUAGUUUUCGCAAUACAAUUGCAUUUUCACACAUGAUGGUAUGUGUUAUUUUGUGCAUGUGAUCAAGCUGCUUGUACAGGACAUGGAACAGAUACCGAUCAGGCCUGCUAAUAGGAAUCAAAAACGAGGAAGGCAGCUUUUAAGAAGAACACACACUCAUCAGUUUCAUCCAUGUGCCUUGGAGGAAGAGGAAGGGCUGCUUGGGACACUAAGUAGGGUUAAAGUGGUUUUGGACGCUGAUGUGUCACCAAGACUUGGAGUUUUCGGCCCUAGACAUGGAUAGAUCAUGUGCAUUUACAAUGGUGGAUGCACACUCAGGUGCAGGCGCAAAAUUUUUGCGUACAUAAACCUCUGAAAACUGUUACAUUACCAUAUGGAUAUCCAAACCUACAAUAUUCAAGUGAUUGUGACCUGGGAAACCCAUAUUUUCUCCUCUUUUAUUUUUUUUUCGUGUCCAGUUGAAGUUUCCUUCAUUACCAAAGUCUGAGCAUAGAUCACCUUGGGCUGGAGAAUGAGCUCUCAUUCAGGCCAAGAGACAUCAAGAGCUGUGUUUGUUUUUAUUUUGUAUUUCUAGUUGCUGUCUUUUUUUAAACGGAUUGUUCCAAGGGGAAUCUCGACUCCUAUUUUCUUUUUAUUUUCUUUGAUUUUUGAUUCAUACUUGUCUCAUAUUUCUGUUAUCUUUUAUUUUUAGUAGUCUGACGUCAUGCUCACAUGCACUCAUCUGCUGCGAUGCUUUGCUUUGAGAGAUAUGAAAUCAGUCUAUGUGCGAAUGCCUGAACUCAAACUGCUGCUUCCCUUGAGCUCUUAUUUGUGUAACAUUGGGCUUAUCAGAGAUUUGCACUAAAAGAGCUUUGCUGUCACUAGAGUUUCUUUAUAUCAACCAAAUUUUGUUGCAUUCAAGCCAUAUGAACUUAUUUUUUAUGAAACUAGAGCUAGUUUUAUAUUACAGUGCAGUCAUAGUAUCACAUAUUACGUAUAUAUAAAUGUAAUCUAUUUUUAUGUGUUGGCACAGACAUCUGUGGAGAAGCACGUGCACUAUUUUAGGGUCACGUUUUAUUUAGAAAAGGAAUGCACCUUGGUUUGUAAGAACAUAAUCCUCUGUAUACACUUUUUUUUUUUUUUUUUGUUCGUUUGUUUUUUGCAACACCUGCUCCACAGAAGUUAGUGUUACCAUGGCUACAUGCGGUUCUCACUCUCUGACCGCUCCUCCCUUCCCUCUGUUUUUGUGACGCCUCCAAAUGCCUGUGGGUCUCAGUGUGGGCGGGGCUCUCGGAGACCCCUCCCCAUCCCUGCCGUUCCGCCCCAGUCGCUAUGUGCCUGUAUCGGCAGCAACAGCCUUCCUUGUUGGGGCCACAACUCUGUUUCUCUGUUUCACGUGUCCUUGGCUAUCAGAGCGUUUCUCCUCUUCCAUUCCACUCUAUAAUGCUGUUGUCUUCCUCUUUACAUUGGCCAAUUUCUAUAUGGCCACAUUCAUGGACCCAGGCAUCUUUCCCAGAGCUGAGGAGGACGAGGAUAAAGAGGAUGAUUUCCGGGCUCCGCUUUAUAAGACGGUGGAAGUGCGGAGCAUUCAGGUGCGGAUGAAGUGGUGUUCCACGUGUCGCUUUUACAGACCACCUCGCUGCUCACACUGCUCUGUGUGUGACAACUGUGUGGAGGAGUUUGACCAUCACUGCCCAUGGGUAAACAACUGCAUUGGGAGGCGGAACUAUCGUCAUUUCUUUCUGUUCCUGCUCUCUCUCACUAUUCAUAUAAUGAAUGUGUUUGGCUUCAGUCUGCUCUAUAUCCUCCAUCACACGAAGCAAUUGGACCAAGUCAACUCUGGAGUCACUAUGGCAGUGAUGUGUGUAUCUGGUUUGUUUUUCGUCCCGGUUGCGGGACUCACUGGGUUUCACAUUGUUCUUGUAGCCAGAGGGAGAACCACCAAUGAACAGGUGACUGGGAAGUUCAGAGGCGGCGUUAACCCUUUCACGCACGGAUGUUUGAAAAACAUUGCACAUGUGCUUUGUAGUUCACAGGCUCCAAGGUAUCUCGGUCGGUUGCGAAAGCCUCAUUCUGUCCAGGUCCAGCCGCCGUUUCUGCGUGCACCACUAUCUGAAGCCCAGCUAGCAGCUAAAGUCCUGGAUAAUGGAAUCCAGCAGUCUAAAAGUAGUCUGGAGAUAAUGGAGAGCCAGUCCACCGAUGCUGAUCCCCCUCCACCACCUAAACCAGAGCACAGAUACCCAGGGCUGCCUCACACGCAAAAUGAAGAGUGCAGCUUGCUGACUGAGGCUCAGCCCACCCCUUCAUUAUAUAAAUACAGGCCGGCUUACAGCAGCCCAGGAAAAAAACCCACAGCCUCAACACAUUCCAGCAAGAUGAGCCGAGGGAACAGUAUGACCGAGUCUCCCUCAGGUCCAAUCACCACCGGCCAGCCCAGCUGCCGCUCAGACCCCAGUUUGUCAAGCCAGGGGGGUGCAGGGUGCCGGAGGGGAGGGGAGGGGGCUAGAGUAGGCUCAGGGGGGCUGGGUGGGGCCUCUGCGUUUGGUGGGCGUUCUUAUCCUUCUUUUACUGAUACCCUCCUCCAAUCAGCAGCAGCCUCUUGCUCCUCCAGCCUUCGCUCUGCCCACAUGGCUCACAACGCCCUUGGGCCACUUAUUUCUGAGGGCACGACCACCACUAGUUAUAAGAGUUUAGCUAAUCAGACGCGCAAUGGCAGCCUGUCUUACGAAAGUCUGCCAACGCCCUCCGAAAGCCCAGAGUUUGAGUCUGCUGCUCAUGAGCUGUCCCCACCCAGACCACAACCUCCGAACUCUCUAAGCACAGCACCAGGGGCCCCACCUAUUUUGGGGUACACUUCCCCUUUCCUGUCUGCUCAGCAGAGGGAGGGCUCUCUCCAGGCCUGCCCUGCCUCCUUAAGACCCUCCCCUAACAGAGCUUUCCUGCGCCCAACAAGCUCACCCCCUUCUCGGGCUCCACCCCUUUCUCCUCGUGCUCGCUCAUUGGGCUCCCCUCCUCCUGGUCCCGCCCCUGGCCAUACACCUCUGGGCAAAUCAAUGUCCUACACGGGUGGUGCUGAAGUACAACACCGCCCAUCUAGCUCAGGGGGCGGGACUCCAAUGCCGAACUCGACUCUUAGACAAAACAUGGCCAAUCAUAACGCCCACUCACACAAACCUGCUGGAGGGGUGAAACCUGCUGGAGAGGUGAAGAAAGUGACUGGUGUUGGAGGAACAACCUAUGGGAUUUCAGUAUGAAUGACUCACCUAAGAAUGAGGAUUCACACAGCAGUUUUACACUUUUGAGCAUGAAUCAGAUGGAUGUAGAGCUGCUCAACCACUCAUGCAAAACAAUCGUACAAGACGUAAAGAACUGUUUCCAAGUCAAACUUCAUCAGUCACUGUGGAGGACAUAAUUGGUGAAAAUGGACCAGUGAAGAUGAAUCUUACAGCAUUUUGUUUUAUGAAUGUCAAUAUGGUAAACAAAUCACAACUUUUUUUAGUUAUUUAAAGAAUCAUUUGGUACCUUAAUGUAUUACCAAUUUGUACACAGGACUGUCAAUGAUCUCUGAAUAUUCAGCCUUAAUAGGCGAGACCAUGUGAGACACACAGUCAUGGUGUGUAAUUAUAAUGUCUAAUGUAUCUUUGACUUCAACAGAAACCACAGGCCUCACAACAGUCAGCCAAUAAGCAUUUGUAAUAUUUACUACAUUAAUCAUUUUCAGUCUUCAUAUUCCACAGCCUCUACGUUAUGCAGAAUGUUUACAUUGUUUACAUUUCCAUACAAAGUGAAUGGGGAUGGAUUCUGUCAAUACCCAAAAAUGACCUAAAAGCACCUUGUGUGCAGUAUUCCAAGUCUUCUGAAGCAUUGCCACAACUUGUUAGAGGAACAGAACGCAAUGUACUGUAGGUUGACUGAAAAUUGUCCCCUCCACCCCAGCUCUCAUUCAAAUCUCAUUUGCACUUUCACAUUCAAAACUGUAACAUCACGUUUGGUCGUGACACUGAAGAACCAAUACCAUUCGGUAUCACUGAUGUCAAACCUGGGCUGGCAUAACACAUAUUCAAGAAUAAAUGUACAUGAAAUGACA